GGGAUGGCAGCCCUAAACACAGCAUGGCAACUCAUCUACUCACUCAUGAAAGAUUAAAAAAUGGAAACCAACGUAUUUCAUCUUAUGCUCUGCGUCACUUCUGCUCGGACUCAUAAAUCCACGUCUCUUUGCUUUGGCCACUUCAACUCAUAUCCAAGCCUUCCUUUAAUUCAUGAUUUAUUGCUAGGAUGAUGUCAGGUCAUAGGAUGAUAUAUAUAAUCAGUGAGCAGGCAGAAUGAGGAGACAGUUGAAAGUUCUCUACAACAGAAGCCAAGAAGGAAGCCGUCUAUCUUGUGGCGAUCAUGUAUAAGCUGGCCUCCUGCUGUUUGCUUUUCAUAGGAUUCUUAAAUCCUCUCUUAUCUCUUCCUCUCCUUGACUCCAGGGAAAUAUCCUUUCAACUCUCAGCACCUCAUGAAGACGCGCGCUUAACUCCGGAGGAGCUAGAAAGAGCUUCCCUUCUACAGAUACUGCCAGAGAUGCUGGGUGCAGAAAGAGGGGAUAUUCUCAGGAAAGCAGACUCAAGUACCAACAUUUUUAACCCAAGAGGAAAUUUGAGAAAGUUUCAGGAUUUCUCUGGACAAGAUCCUAACAUUUUACUGAGUCAUCUUUUGGCCAGAAUCUGGAAACCAUACAAGAAACGUGAGACUCCUGAUUGCUUCUGGAAAUACUGUGUCUGAAGUGAAAUAAGCAUCUGUUAGUCAGCUCAGAAACACCCAUCUUAGAAUAUGAAAAAUAACACAAUGCUUGAUUUGAAAACAGUGUGGAGAAAAACUAGGCAAACUACACCCUGUUCAUUGUUACCUGGAAAAUAAAUCCUCUAUGUUUUGCACA
Homo sapiens (human) is the source of this 831-nucleotide messenger RNA. RefSeq names its product urotensin 2 (gene UTS2). Gene Ontology annotation, cellular component: extracellular region; synapse. The coding region runs from base 303 to 677 and encodes 124 amino acids. Gene Ontology annotation, biological process: blood vessel diameter maintenance; regulation of blood pressure; signal transduction. The record is from RefSeq and is a predicted model, not a curated record. The transcript has 5 exons. Lineage: Eukaryota; Metazoa; Chordata; Mammalia; Primates; Hominidae.